Molecule: messenger RNA, 1621 nt
Organism: Gavialis gangeticus (Gharial)
Lineage: Eukaryota; Metazoa; Chordata; Crocodylia; Gavialidae
Gene: CUNH10orf88
Product: chromosome unknown C10orf88 homolog
Exons: 6
Coding region: 124-1476 (450 amino acids)
Source: RefSeq, a predicted model, not a curated record
CCUAGAAGAGCCCGUGCCGGAAGUGUCCGGCUCCGAGGAACAUCCGGCAGGCAACGCGCACCCGCGGGAAAUCAGUUCCGCCCGGCGCGGCUCGCGGCGGCGGCGGUUGGCGAGACGGUUGCGAUGGCGGCGGCGUUGAGCGGCGACGCGGCCUACAGCAGCAGCGCCCCCGCAUCCCUCCGCCUGGCCGCCGGCUGCUCCUGGGAGUGCGGGGACCUGGCCGGCCUCGUGCAGCUGCUGCCGGAGGACGCGGCGGCGGGCGAGGCACUAGGGCCACCCGAGCACAGUGAGGACUCAGUUGUUUUGGAGAGGCGCUUACCCAGUGACGGAAGUGACGCUUCUUGUGUGCUGUACCUGCACUGCGAUCCUCGGAGCCAUGAGGAAAUUGCUUGCGUUGGGGUUCUCAGUGAGGCAAGAAACAUGGAAGUGUACGUGGGAGAAGAGUACUGCGGGACAAGCAGGGGAGAGCAUGUCUGCACCGUCCAGGGCGGCAGUAAAAGUGAUGGGAUUACUUUAUACAAAAAGUAUCUUAAAUUGGAGUGUCCCACAGCCGCUUGUAGAAUUAAGCUGGUUUCUAUUGGUGAAAAACAGACAGUACUCAUCAGUAAAAUUGUAGUAAAGGUGAGAAAAGCUUCUUCAAAACCAGCAGAUUUUCCUUCACUAGGAUCAAGCAUAGAUCUAAACAGAGUGCAAAUGAUAAUGGAAUCCAUGGGGUCAAAGUUAUCUCCAGGUGCUCAGCAGCUAAUGGAUAUGGUUAAAUGUCAGCAGAAGAACAGUUUGUCUCUUGGAGACAAACUCCAGUGUAUCUUGGGAAACAAGAAACCUGUUUUUGGAGACAUUGGUACAAUAGGGGGAUUGAACAAUACAUCUGCUUCAAGAUCAUUAGACGAGUCAUCCAAUGGACCCUGUCCUCUUAACAGUUAUUUGCCAACUGAAACAGUUUCUGAAGAUUUAAAAAGACAAGUUGACCUGAAUGCACAGGGACCCAGCAGAAAGAAUACCUCUGAUCUUGGAGAACUUAAAAGGGCCCAGCAGAGCACUCUUCUUCCUGGGAGAGAUUGUACAAUCAUGGGGUCUUCAAUAAUACCAGAUAAAGCAAGUGAAGUCCUAAAUAUGCCUAGUUCUGGGCUGCUGCUUCCUUUUCUUCAGAAUGUGUGUGGCCAAGUUAAUCACCUUCGGUUAGAAGAUGGGAAUAAGCACUUUGAGAAGGGCACAACAGCUGAAGAAGAAGGCAUUCAAAAUGUCAGACUGGAGCAGCAGCCUAUUUGUUCAUAUUUGGAAAAGAUCAUCUCCAAAAAUAUGGACCUGAUGGAGAAAAAACUAAUGGAUUAUAUUGAUCUGCGGAUUCAGAACCUUCAGGAACAUAUAGAUAAUAAAAUUGUUCUCUUAGUAGACUUGGUUCAGAACUCAAAAUCAAACAAAGCCUCACAGGAACGCUAUGACUCUGGAGAAGGGUUCUCAAAUGGAGAGAGAUAGUCUGUGAAAGAUAGAAGACCUUAAAAAUACUUCUCAAGGGCAACUUUUGUGAUAAGCUUAUUAUUAUAAAUAUGUAACUAUAAAAUAUCUCGAUGUUUUUUGUUUGCCUUUGUUACUGUAACGCUGCCCAGUAUUGUACAAAACU